Didymodactylos carnosus is the source of this 999-nucleotide messenger RNA. Lineage: Eukaryota; Metazoa; Rotifera; Eurotatoria; Philodinida; Philodinidae. The record is from the annotation of a GenBank genome assembly.
AUGCGAGCAGUACUGUUAAAAGAUUUUGGCGACAUAAGCAAUAUGUACAUUGGAGAAACAGCAGUACCAAAACCAAAGGAUGAUGAAGUACUGAUUAAAGUUCAUGCAUUUGGUGUCAAUCGUGCGGAUACUUCACAACGUCAGGGAAAAUAUCCGCCUCCACCCGGUAAUAGCGAUAUUAUGGGUCUCGAGGCUGCAGGUGAAAUUGUUCAGUUAGGAGGUGAAGCAAAGCAAUUUAACUUGAAAGUUGGAGAUCAAGUAAUGACCCUCGUAGGUGGGGGAGGGUAUGCAGAGUAUGUGACAGCACACGUUGGUUGUGUUAUGCAUAUACCAAAAGGUUUAUCCAUGAUUGAAGCAGCUGCAAUUCCAGAAACGUUUUUAACCGCAUUUCAAGGUUUAAGAACGAUUGCUCAUUUGAAAAAAGAUGAUAUUGUUCUCGUGCAUGCUGGUGCAUCUGGUGUUGGUACGGCUGCGAUUCAACUUGUGAAAUUAUUUGGUGCUCAUUGUUGUACGACUGCCGGAAGCGAAAAAAAGUUAGAGUAUUGUAAAAAGUUAGGUGCCGAGGUUGCUUUCAAUUAUAAACAAGGACCUUGGCUUGACACAAUUAAAAAAUUUGCCACUGAUCAAAACAAAGAUGGUGUCGAUAUCGUCUACGAUAGUAUUGGAAAAGAUUAUAUUGAACAAAAUCAAGAAGUACUCGGUACCAAUGGAAGAUGGGUAGUUUAUUCGACACAAAGCGGUGCAACAGCUGAUAAGUUGUCACUUAAUAUAUUAAUGAAAAAACGUAUUCAGUUAACGGGAACUGUAUUAAGAGCAAGGCCAAAAGAAUACAAAACAGAACUUGUAAAAAAUUUUAAAGAACAAGCUUUAGAUGGUUUUACAAAUGGUACACUCAAAUGUGUUAUCGAUAAAGUUUUUCCAUUUGAACAAGUAGCUGAUGCACAUGCAUAUAUAGAAGCGGAUAAAACAAUGGGAAAACUUGUCAUACAAAUUUUAUAA